Messenger RNA from Colossoma macropomum (tambaqui), 2705 nucleotides. Its product is annotated as granzyme B(G,H)-like. The record is from RefSeq and is a predicted model, not a curated record. The coding region runs from base 747 to 1457 and encodes 236 amino acids. Gene Ontology annotation, molecular function: serine-type endopeptidase activity. NCBI's taxonomy places the organism in Eukaryota, Metazoa, Chordata, Actinopteri, Characiformes, Serrasalmidae. The transcript has 6 exons. Gene Ontology annotation, biological process: proteolysis.
UUUAUAUACUUUUAGCCCAUACUACCACAUUAGCACAUACUGAGACAUAUUACAGCCAGGAUAGUAAAAUGAUUUUUGUUGACACUUCGCCGACCCCUGGUGUAGGCCACCUCACUAGCCAAACGUUAGCGAGUGUUUUAAGUGCACCUUGCGUUUGGGACUAGCUUGUUUAACGUAUCACUCCGCAUCGCACUGCUGUGCGUCAUAAGUAAUGCUCAUUUAAGCCCACUACUUCAGCUCGACUGGCACGGCCGCAGAACAUAUAAAUAGGCUCAUCCUGUACGUGUAGAGUUCCACACAUCUGACUGCUCCUGUUUGAUCCUUGUAUAGCCAGAAGAGGACAGACAACCAGCAGCAGUGCCAGGUUCAUGAUAUCUUCAGAUUCUUGCAGUGACUUGUGUCGUUUUGUUUAUUUUCUUCAUAUUUUUGUUUUGUUUUUCAGAGAAUUUAAAAUAAUUUCAGUCUAAGAAGAAAAGGAGCAAAGUGAAGGCAAUGCCCUUAAGUAAUGGCCACAUGAGGUGGUGUGUUUUAUUUUUCGUUUUAGAAAAGAGUUGAAGAUUUUAUUGAACACAUCUGUAUUUUGCAGUUCCAUGUUCAGAAGAGUUUGUAGGUUCCUGAUUUGAGUUAAAGCAGCAUGUUCAAGUGCCUGUUCUGAACAGAGGUCUUGCCAAUAAAAAAAAGGACCUUCCUACUUGUGGUGUUUAUUGACUCCUUUCACAGUCAUUGGGUCUUGCUGCAAAGGAGCGAUGGAGAGUGGUAUUGUUGGAGGAAAGGAAGUUGAACCACACUCCAGACCCUACAUGGUGUCUCUUCAGCUAAACAACACACACGUGUGUGGUGGGAUGCUUAUCAAAAAUAACUAUGUGCUGACUUCAGCUCACUGUGUGGACAACAUUAAGUGCUCUGAGAAUAGCAUGCUGGAAGUGGUCCUGGGAGCUCACAACCUCAAAAAACACGAGAUUUUCCAGCAGAGAAUCAAAGUAACGAAGUGCAUCAAGUAUCCUUCAUACAAACAGAAGGAGUACCACCAUGACAUCAUGCUACUGAAGCUGAAGACCAAAGCCAAAAUAAACAAGUUUGUGAAUGUCAUUGCUCUUCCUGAGAAGGAUAAGAAGAUACCUGCCAAUCAGAAGUGUUCUAUAGCAGGCUGGGGUAUGAAAGCCCCAAACACAUCUGCAUCGCAUGUUCUUCAAGAGGUCACACUGAAACUACAGUUUAACUUUGAAUGCAGGAGGAUAUGGCAGAAAUAUUUUUACCCUCAGCACAUGAUCUGCACUGCAUCAGAUGGAAAAAAAGCUUUUUGUCAGGGUGAUUCAGGGAGUCCUCUUAUUUGUAACAACAAACCACGAGGAAUUGCUGCAUAUACCUACCUUUAUGACUGUAGAAGCCCCAAGUACCCACAAGUAUACAUUAAGAUAUCCUACUUUUUUCCAUGGAUUAAAAAUAUCAUAGGUUAGAAAGUGGAAAAACACUUAUAUUUUUCUUAUGCAAAGAAACCCCAAAAAUAAAUGAUGCUUUGAAUGGAUGAAAGAUGUUUUCUAUAUUUUGUUUUGUCACCUUGAAGAAUCUGCCUCAGAAAAUAAUAGGGGUGUAAGAAAAAAUCAAUACACUUCAGUAUCACAAUAUUCUAUUUUAUGAUACUGUAUCGAUUCUCAAAAACACAGUAUCGAUUUUUUAUUAAUAGUUUACAUGCAAAGAUUUGUGGCAGACAGUGGUUCAUUUUGUGCUGUGUUUAAACCCCAAUCACUAGAUGGCAGUGUUGUAGUCUAUCUUCAGCCAUUAGACUUUUUCAUUUACUCAGAUUGUGUGCAUAUGGUGGUGUGUUAUUCUAAAAUUAGUUUAAAAAAUCACAGUAUAUCUCCUUGCUUACAGAAUAGCAAUAUAUCGCAAUAUAUUGAAUCAUAACCCCUGUAUCAUGAUACUUAUCAUAUCACCAGGUUCUUGCCAAUACACAGCCCUAGAAUAAUACCCAGGCAACCCUUUAAAUGGCCAGGGCCCAUCGUUGGCCCCAAAGUUUGUCGACUUGUCUGGGCUCAAGUUCAUGUAAAAUGGACCCAUGCCAGGUUCUAACGUGUAUUGUAGUCUGAAAAGUGAACCUUGUUGCGCACAUCAUAUUUGGAAUGAGCAUAUACUUACAAAAAAAAAACAAUGACGUUCAUAAGGUAAAUCAUCAAAGUGUUUUUGUACUGUUUUUAAUUUUAUAUUGCUCAAAGAGAACUUCUUAAUCACUGCUUUCUGGUUUUUAUACUGUCGCAACUGUUUUGGAAUUGAGUUUGUAGAAACUAACAUAAGAGUUUAAAGGGUUUCUGUGUGAAACGGAAAUGGGGCGGUGGGUUUUUCUUAGUCAAGCAGCACUAAAGCCACAAGCCUUUGUGAUGUUUGCCCAUGCUCAGGUUCUCAAAUUUGAUGCACUUCCUGUCCUGUAACACAACACAAAAACAGGGCAGACUGAAAAACACCAUUAAAUUAAAACCUCGUAGUUGACAUUUUCAGGUCAAACGGCAGAACAGGGAUGUGUGAACUUCUAGGUUAACAUGUCUUUUUUCUUUGAAACAUUUGACAUCAUUUAAUAGUCACAUCUUUACCCUCAUUGUUUUACAAGGCAGCUCUCACUGUUGAUCAUGCAAUACUUCACUCCUGGCAAGAUGCCUCAUUCUGCACACAGGCCUAAGGAUGAUAUAGCUCCUAAAAGUUGAGAUGAUUAG